AUCGAGAGAAGAUGAGAUAGAUACUCCUUCUCGUAUACUAUACUAUGAAGUGAUUACUUGACACGCUAACGUCCACCUCUCUGGUUCUUUCUCUCUCUUCCUCAGAAGAAAGUAUAUCUGUUUCCUUUGAUAGAAGAAAUAGUUGCCAUGGAAGAAGUUGGGGAGUUUCAAGACUGGGAGUUGCUGAGUCUCGUCCAAUCGCCCGUUUCCAUUGAUAAUUCAAGAGAUUUGGUGGAAAUGGAAGACGACUCUGAAGGCUUUAUUAGGCCUGAUUACUUUUCUAUCGAUUCAGAGAAGAGAUUCGAUAAAAGGGUCUCUGAACGUGACCUUUGCGAAGAGGGUUCUGUCGAUUCUGAUAAUCCCAGUUGGGUUGAUCCGAGUUUGGAACCCAGGAUUGGAGAUGAUGCCAAAAGAGAAGUGGGUUUGGAAGGAAUCGCUCUUGGGCGUAAGAAUUUGGGAGAAUUUUGGUCUGACUCGAGCAGUGAACGAUCGGUUUCCCAGAAAAGCGAUUUGGGUUGUGGAGAUGAUGCAAGAGAUGAAGUGGCUUUUGAAGAAUAUGGGGAAAGUAAAGGAAUUGAACCUAAAAGUAUGGAUUGUGGCGAGUUUUGGUCUGAUUCUGGCGGAGAUGGAUCUUCCCCUGUUAAGGUUGAGAACUCUGAGGGAGACUCUGGCUUGGUCUCUUUCGAUUACGAGCAAGAAAUUAAAGCAGAGGGAUUAAAUGACUCGGAUUCAGGUGUUACGAGGGAGGUUGCAGUAGAGAGAGGUGAAGUUACCGAAGGGAUGGGAGCAGUAUCUCGCGAUGUGGUGAAAGGAGGAGAAGAAGGGAAGAAGAAGAUUGUAUGGUGGAAGGUUCCUUUUGAGCUUCUGAAAUUCUGUGUUUUCAGGGUUACCCCUGUUUGGUCUUUGUCCAUCGCUGCCGCUAUGAUGGGUGUUGUUAUUCUAGGCAGGAGAUUGUACAAAAUGAAGAGAAAGACUCAGGCCAUUCCUCUUAAGAUCACUGUGGAUGAUAAGAAGGUAUCUCAGUUCAUGGUCCGUGCUGCUCGUCUUAAUGAAGCGUUCUCAGUUGUUCGUCGUGUUCCGAUCGUACGACCUUCACUGCCAGCUGCUGGGAUGACUCCUUGGCCCGUCAUGAGUUUGAGAUGAAAACUGUUGUGUUAUAUAGAUAAGAUAAAAAGAGUUCUACAAGGUCAGUUGCAGAAUAUAUUUAUGACUGAUUUCUCAUAUGUAACUAAGUGUUUGGUGAUAGUAGCUUCUGUUUUUUUUUUAUAUUUAAUUUGUAUGGGGUUGUUAAAUGACUUAUUUGGUGAGAUCUAUGGAUGUUUUCUAAAAUUUCUUUCUUAGCGACCUCAAACAAAGCCUCCUCUGCGCUUCAAUUCUCAAAAAUUGUCAUUUUAGCUUU
Macadamia integrifolia is the source of this 1399-nucleotide messenger RNA. RefSeq lists its product as uncharacterized. Lineage: Eukaryota; Viridiplantae; Streptophyta; Magnoliopsida; Proteales; Proteaceae. The record is from RefSeq and is a predicted model, not a curated record. The transcript is spliced from 3 exons. Bases 148 to 1143 code for a protein of 331 amino acids.